Messenger RNA from Rodentolepis nana, 2880 nucleotides. The record is from the annotation of a GenBank genome assembly. NCBI's taxonomy places the organism in Eukaryota, Metazoa, Platyhelminthes, Cestoda, Cyclophyllidea, Hymenolepididae.
AUGGAUGAUACCAAAAUAAUUUAUCACAUAGAUGAUGAGAAUACUCCUUAUUUGGUAAAACUUUCCGUCAAGGCGGAUAAAGUUACCCUCGGUGAUUUUAAAGCCGCAUUAAAUAGGCCAAAUUAUAAAUUCUUCUUUAAAUCUGUGGAUGCUGAUUUUGGUGUUGUCAAAGAAGAGAUUAGUGACGACACUGCAAGUCUGCCUUGCUUCAAUGGAAGGGUUAUUGCGUGGUUAGUGACUGCUGAUGGAAGUGCCAAAUCAGAUAAUCGUUCUUCAUCUGGUGAUGUUUUAGUCACCAACUUUGGCGAAUUCAUUGAGGAUUCCGGCAAAACUUCCAAUUUGAACAGAGAUGAUGUACCCAAUGUUGAUCGAGAUGAAUGCGAUACAUGUGGUGAUAGCGAAUCAGCCUGCAGUGGCGAUCAUCUUCCUCCCCUGCAAAACUUUCAUAACUACAAACAAGGCUACGCAAUUCCAGUAUUUAAUCUUGGUCUGCAGUGUGGUUACGUAGUGGGUUCCCGUCUUGGCAAAAUCGGAGGAGGAAGGGGAAACCAGAGCAUUUACGAUACGUCCUCCUCUAUGCUUAGCUCCGAUUUGGAGUCUACCAGCUUCUUCGACUCUGAGGAUGAGUCCAGUCGAUUUUCAACAGCUACUGGGACAACAAUGUCUUCGAUGCGCUACGGUGCUCACAGACAUCGUCGACGUAGACGUUUCAUGCCAAUAAACAGGAUCAGUGAGGAUGCUUCAUCAUAUAGCAGCAUGACUGACUCUACGAUGUCUCUGAACAUUGUGACGGUGACACUGAAGAUGGACACAGUUAAUUAUCUGGGCAUUUCCAUUGUUGGCCAAUCGAAUCGUGCGGGUGAUGGGGGUAUCUACGUAGGAUCAAUAAUGCGAGGAGGUGCUGUGGCUCUCGACGGACGGAUUGAACCCGGUGACAUGUUAUUGGAGGUCAAUGGAAUAUCGUUCGAGGAUAUGAGCAAUGAUGACGCUGUUCGAGUUCUCAGGGAACAGGUCCAGAAACCUGGGCCAAUAACACUGGUGGUUGCAAAGUGUUGGGACCCCAACCCGCGCCCAGGAGGUUUAGUCCUCUCCCGACAGGAACCCGUUCGGCCCAUCGAUCCACGUGCUUGGGUGCUCCAUACAAAUGCAAUGACAGCUGCAGGCGGCGUGGCAAAUGUUUCUUCAAUACCUUCAUCCAAUCUUGCUGCCGAUGGAAUGGCUGGCAUAUCUGAUGUCACCUCCACUGCUUUCAGUGGAAGUAAGUUUCAGAAACGUUCUUGUCGAACAAAACUUAAACCCUUCUAUGGCUACCUGCAAGGUAUCCUCUGUGAUUGUCUACUUUUUGUGAUCAUUCAGGACCUGAAGUUGAAGAUCGUUAUACACCCUUCUUUCUGUUUUAAUUUGUCAGCAUACCCCUCUAUGCAAUCAGGAGGAAUUACCAAUGGAUCUAAGAGUAUGCUUCCACUAUCCAAUAGCAAUGCUUCUGGCUCGUCUGUAACUGCCAAAUCGGGUCCUGAAUCGACCGUGACAGUAGGAAACGGAACUAUUGCACCUCCCCUCACGUCUCAUCUUCCUAGCUCGAAUCAGGCUCCUUCCGAGAUGAUCUCUGAGAAACCCCAGCAGCUGUCCAUUACAACUGAUAUGGCAUUGGUUGUAAGAGCUAUGCUUUUACCAGACUCUGGACUUGAAAUCCACGACAGGACUUGGCUAAAGAUCACCAUUUCUAACGCCGUUAUUGGCAAGUUCUUCUGUUCGGAAUUGGUUGAUUGGCUCUUCGCUCACGUGAACGGCUUCAUGGACCGCCGAGAAGUUCGGAAAUACGCAUCGAAUAUGCUCAAAUGUGGAUACAUCCGGCACACUGUCAAUAAGAACAACUUCUCAGAGCAGUGCUACUAUGUCUUCAGCGAGCUCGCUGGCAUAAGUUUAUUGAACCUGGAAGAGAUGGACUCAGUUUCUGAGAUUGGCGGGGCCUCCUCAGGGACACAUCAGAUUAUGUCAAUGAAGAAUGGUGUCACUUCUGCUGCUGCUGCAGGAUCUUCCUUGAUCUCUUCUGCCUACGUUCGAUCUCUACCACCAACAGGUUUCAGUGCGGUGAGUGCUGCCACCGUCACAACAGCCCCUCCGGGUACUUCUCAUUUCUGGCAGUCUAAUCAAACAAUUCCGAUGUUCCCUGCAAAUUCUCAACAAGGUUCGCCUCUCCCACUACCCCCACCUCCCAUCAACGCAACGGGACAUCCCAUGACAAAAGUGAUACUGCCCGAUUUACAGACUCCGGACGUGAUGGGACUACAGCAACAACAGCAGCGUCAAAAUGUUGCAGUGAUGGAAGAAGACGAAAGAGGUUCAACUGGUGGGUCAAGUAGUUCCACAUCCAGCUCCUCGACCUCUUCAACUUGUUCUUCCACCGCACGACGACCUCCACCUCCUCUACCUCAGCAGUCAUAUUCUGUUGAUACCAUGGCGCCCUCGGUGCAUUCUGUUUCGGUUACACCGUGUUCCUGCAUCAAUCUUCGACGAAGUCGUCGACGAAACUUAUCCAAACAUCCGAAUUCCCAACAAGUACCGCCUGUUUCAUCAAUUCAGUCUCGAGUUACUCAAGAUAACCACUCUGCUACAACCUCAGCUGUCAUUCAUCGUUUUACUGGAUUUCCUGAAGAACCCGCCACGCCUUCUUUUUCUGCCCCAUCUAUUUCUGGCCUUACUACUGGUGUAAUUCACCCAGAUUCUCGUGGAGCCUGUCUCUUGAAUUUUGGACAGGAUACGCCACCACUUUCUAGGGGGCCUUCAGCACUCCCACCUACAUCCAAUCAAACUAUAGCCACUGUAGCCCCGCAGUUGCCUUCAUGUGCCGUUCCUGCGGUCUCGCAAAGCGACCAGUAG